AUGCCCGAGCAAGAAGGAAUCGACGUUUCUUUCCUCGAAGCACUCAACUUCAACCGGAGUAGUCCCGCAGAGGGUAAACUCUCCAUCGAUAGCCCUUCCGUGGGCUCGCCGAAUCUGAACUCGCCGUCGUCGUCUCUAACAGGAACUCCCACGUUUGGUACGGGGGAGUCGCUUAACGACGGUCUAACAAUCUCUUCGAGCCGUGAACAAUUGCAAGCGCCGCGUCAGACACAUUGUGUUGAGAAUAAUCCGAAUCUGAUCAAAUGUGGGCUCUGUCAAGACACUUUCACCAUUCCGAAAGUGUUGUCGUGUUUACACACGUUCUGUCAGCCCUGCUUGGAAAAGGUACAGGAAUCGAAUGAAGAAAUCAAGUGCCCUCAAUGCGGGAGUGAAACUCAUCUGCCGCCGUCGGGAAUAUUGGGUCUCUUGAGCGACUAUGCCGUCUCGAACAUGCUCGAGAACGCCGCGCUGGACAGCGAGUCGCAUUCGUGCACAUCGUGCAGAAGCCGCGAGUCCGCUGCAGUUGCGCGCUGUUUCGACUGCGCCAACUUCCUCUGUCCGAACUGUGUCAUGGCCCAUCAAUUCAUGCAUUGUUUCGAAGGUCAUCGAGUCAGCACAUUAUGUGAGCUCAGGAACUCCAAGGACGCUUCCAGUGCGGCCGGUGGAGGGAGCAGCUCAGACGGGGGUGGGGGCGGGGGAGAAAAACCCGUCUACUGCACUCGCCACAAGAACGAAGUCCUCAACCUCUUCUGCCACACGUGCAACCUGCCUAUCUGCGGUGAAUGCACGCAUCUCGACCACCCGAAGGGCUUGCACGACUACGAUCCGCUGGUGGACGUUGCGCACAAACACGUCGAAAGCCUGACGAAUCUCGUCGAUAAGGGUCGAGUCAGGAGCCGAGAGCUGCAGAGCUCGAUGAAAACCAUCGAACAGACUCAGGACAAGCUCCAAGUGGCCUACCACAAAGCUCAGGAUGAAGUCGGGGCGACCUUCCAAUUCUACAAGUCUCUGCUCGACGAGAGGCGCGCUGAAACGCUGAAAGAUCUCGAGAGUAUCUACGAAACCAAUGUCAUGAACGUUGGUGCUCUACAGAAAGACGUGCAGAACGCCAUCGAUAAGAUCAAUCGCGUGUCGGAUUUCGUCGAGAGAUUGACCAAGUUCUCAUCCAACACUGAGAUCAUGUUGUUCAAGCAAUUGCUCGACUCCAAAUUCCAGGCCAUCCUGUCGUAUCGUCCGGAUGUCAAUAGCGCGGAAAACACCGACUUCGAGUUCGUUUCGAACUACCAGGCGAUCCAAGCCGCGGUUCGGGUCACCUUCGGUUACGUUAAGCAGCAUGGCGACACCGCCAGCAACCAAAACGGUCCGAAAAACGCGAACGCAUCAGAAAAUAUUCUCGCGAUCGAUAGUUCAGCGACAACGAUCCCAACGUCGUCUUCGUCGUCGGUUUUGACGUCGUCCCCGAUCACCACGUCCUCAAUGACCAAGACCAUCGCUCCGAUUGGCCGGCCAACCGGGGGUGUCAUCGGUGCUGAACGUCUCAUGAACAGCAACAAUAAUAGCAGUAACAACAAUAGCAAAAACCAUCACAACAACAUGAACAACUCUCUCAAUUCCAACUCUCUUGGUCUCUCCUCAUCGACAACAAUGACAGCGAUAACGAACCAGCAAAAUCAUCUCGCUUCCUCGGACUCGAUGUUCAACUGCUCGAACUCCAACAACAUGAACUCACUCAGCUCAAUGUGUCUCACGAAUACGUACAGUAACACUCUGUCGUCGACCGCAAUGUCCGGCGGUAAUCCGACGAUCUUCGAUUCGAACACUCUCACGAAGCGCCUUUCGUCUGCGAGCAGCCUAGGGCCUUUCUCAACUUCUCUCGAUCUCAACCCGUACGAGAAAUGGUCGACGGGUGGUUGCGGCGACAUUUUCAACACCAGUCUCAUCGCAUCCGGGGGCAACACGGUCUCCCCGGUCAACGACUAUCCGCUCACACCGGAUUCGGUCGGGAUGAACUCCGUGGUUGGCAGCGGGGUCCUGACCCCCUCGAACUCGAUCGGCGGAAAUUCCGUCGACCUGAGCUCGAAGUUCGUGCAAAGUCCAGCCUACCCGCUCAAAUCUCAACUGAAGCGCCAGAAAAUGAUCUACCAUUGCAAGUUCGGCGAGUUCGGCGUCAUGGAGGGACAGUUCACAGAGCCGUCCGGCGUGGCCGUCAACGCGCAGAACGAUAUUAUUGUGGCCGACACCAACAACCACCGGAUCCAGAUCUUCAAUAAGGAGGGUCAUUUCAAGUUCCAAUUCGGAGAAUGCGGCAAGCGUGACGGUCAACUGCUCUAUCCGAACAGAGUUUCCGUUGUCAAAACCUCAGGGGAUAUCAUCGUGACGGAACGCAGUCCAACCCAUCAAAUUCAAGUGUAUAAUCAGUAUGGACAGUUUGUGCGCAAAUUCGGUGCCAACAUCUUGCAACAUCCACGCGGAAUAACCGUGGACAACAAAGGUCGCAUUAUUGUGGUUGAAUGCAAAGUGAUGCGAGUCUUGAUCUUUGAUCAGAACGGAAACGUUCUCACGAAAUUCGGUUGCUCAAAACAUCUCGAGUUCCCGAACGGCGUCGUUGUGAAUGACAAACAAGAGAUUUUCAUUUCUGAUAACCGCGCCCACUGCGUUAAAGUUUUCAACUAUGAGGGCGUAUUCCUCCGGAAGAUUGGAGGAGAAGGCAUCACCAACUAUCCCAUUGGCGUCUGUAUCAACCAACAGGGUGAAAUAUUAGUCGCGGACAAUCACAACAACUUCAACAUAACCAUCUUUACGCAAGAUGGCCAGCUCGUUAAUGCUCUCGAGUCGAAAGUGAAACAUGCGCAAUGCUUCGAUGUCGCGCUUAUGAACGACGGCAGCGUCGUCCUCGCAUCAAAGGACUAUCGUCUGUACAUCUAUCGCUACCUCCAGGUGUAUCUUGUUUAAGUAGAUGAUUAGUGCGAGUUCUCAACUCAACGAAAGAUUGCCGAAUCUAUGCUGGUUUACGCAGAUGAUGAUGUGCGACCUUGGGAAGAUCGACGUAGAGAAUUCUCUCUCAAUCUUCAUCCACGCACGUCUGAAUGACUGUGUCUCCUUCUCUUUUAUUACCUUAUUAGUUGAUAUCUUGCAUUGCGAAAUGCAGCAGUAUACGAUAGAUUUAGUUGUUCGAGCUUUCGGGCUGCCUCACGCGAAUUUGAGGCGGUGGAGCGGACACUGGGUGAAGUUAUUCGUCGAAGUCGUCAGUGACCAAUAGCUUAUCCCCCUCUCGCUGAG
This is a messenger RNA of Galendromus occidentalis (western predatory mite), 3279 nucleotides long. Its product is annotated as B-box type zinc finger protein ncl-1. The record is from RefSeq and is a predicted model, not a curated record. Lineage: Eukaryota; Metazoa; Arthropoda; Arachnida; Mesostigmata; Phytoseiidae. Gene Ontology annotation, molecular function: ubiquitin protein ligase activity; zinc ion binding; protein binding. The transcript has 5 exons. Bases 1 to 2952 code for a protein of 983 amino acids.